AUGACACCUGAAUAUAUGCUUUGCUAUAAACCCAUCACUGAUGCCAACAUUGAAGCUCAACUUUCCAUGAGGUUGAUAUCGCCGCCUUCCGUUGAUUCAUACGUUUGCACGCGACCCGAAUACACAUGCCAUUCAAAAAGAAUCAUAAUACCAGCUACAUUCCUCCGUACUACGGACAUCAUCACCACCCUCAUCAUCACCAUCAUCCAGGGUAUUACGAUGAGCACGAUAAAGAUUAUGGAAAUAAACAUACAUGACAAAUACUAUGGAAAUUACUACAGUAAGCAUGGAGAUGGCUCCAAAUACCACGAUUCCGAUAAGUAUGGCCAUACCGAUAGCUAUAAAGAGCACGAAGAGUCGAAAUACGGAGAUGUCGGAAAAGAGGAAGGUGGGAAAUACUACGACUCGGGCAAGAAGUAUGGUCAUGAUUCGAAGUACUACGAAGCAGGCGGCAAACAUGGACAUGACAGCGAAAGCGUUAAGAAAUACUCGUACUUUGCUUCUGGAUCCGGGCCAGAUGGCGAGUAUAAAAGAGGAUACUACGGAUCUGAAGGAUACGAAGACGCACAGCACAAAUCAAAGUACGUUUCCGACUCUUCCGGAGGCGGUUACAAGAAAGGACACGACGAACAAGACAUGCACCAUAAGGACAGCUACGAUAAGUAUAGUACGGAUAACUCCGGGUACGACAAAUACGGCAAGAAAUAUGAAUCCAGUGAGCAUAAGGAGGAUAAGUCCUACUACGGCAGCGAAGGAGAGAACAAAGGUUGGAAGAAUUCCGGAUACGAUUCAGAGUACGAGGCUCAUGGUCCUAAGUAUGAGUAG
Molecule: messenger RNA, 825 nt
Organism: Necator americanus (New World hookworm)
Lineage: Eukaryota; Metazoa; Nematoda; Chromadorea; Rhabditida; Ancylostomatidae
Exons: 9
Coding region: 1-825 (274 amino acids)
Source: RefSeq, a predicted model, not a curated record